AUGUCUGAUGGUUGGACUGAUGGAAGGGGGCGUUCUAUCACUAACUUUUUAGCGAAUAGCCCUAGUGGAACUAUUUUUCUUAAAUCUAUUGAUACAUCAAGUAUAUCUCACAGUUGUGAAAAUAUGUUUGAAUUGCUUGACUCAUUGGUUGAAGAAAUUGGUGAAGACCAUGUGGUACAAGUUUUGACAGAUAGUGUUUCAGCUUAUGUUUUAGCAGGUGAGAAGCUAAUGGAAAAGAGGAAAAAACUUUUUUGGUCUUCAUGUGCUGCACAUUGUACUGAUUUGAUGUUAGAAGAUAUUGGACAAUUGCCAAUGCAUGCUAAUACCCUCUCCAAGGCUAAGCAAAUUACCACUUUUAUCUAUCAACAUACAUUAUUGAUAAAUAUGAUUAGAAAGUUUGCUAAUGGCUAUGAUUUGAUUUGGGCCGGGGUGACAAGAUUUACUACUUCCUAUCUUACUUUGAGUCGUAUGCAUGAGUUGAAGAAGGCAUUGAGAAGUUUGUUUGUUUUUGAAGAAUGGUUAAAUAGUCCGUUUGCAAAAAAGAGUGAUGGCAAGAAGAUGGAAAAUUUGGUUGUUGGUGAUGCAAAAUUUUGGGAUGCCAUUGUGUAUUACUUGAAAAGUGUUAUACCAUUAGUUAAAGUUUUGAGACUUGUUGAUGGAGAUUUUAAGCCUGUAAUGGGAUACAUCUUUGAGGCUAUGGAUAGAGCAAAAGAAAAAAUAGCAAAAAAUUUUGAUGAUGUGAGCUCAAGAUUUCACUUUGAUCCUAUUUUCAACUAUCAAGAUGAGAAAGUGACAGUUGGUUUAAUUCAAACUAUUGAGAGGACGUAUUCGGAUGUUCCAACAAGGCUGAAGAUAGAUAGGCAACUUGAAAAUUUUAAAAAGGCUGAGGGGAUGUUUUUAAUGGAUCUGGCGAUUGUAACAAGAGAUAAAAAGCAUUCAGGUCCUAGGAACUUACAAAUGCAAACAAAAAAGAAAGGAAUAAAGAUCGAGAUACAAGAAGAAAUUCAAUAUGUCGAAAAUGAUAAUGAUGAAGAAUUUGAUGAAUAUUUAAAUCAGAGAGAAGCUGGAGAUAGUGAUGUAGCAAAUUUGGACAUUGAUGAUGAUUUUUGA
Messenger RNA from Dioscorea cayenensis subsp. rotundata (Guinea yam), 1110 nucleotides. RefSeq lists its product as uncharacterized. The transcript has 3 exons. The coding region runs from base 1 to 1110 and encodes 369 amino acids. Lineage: Eukaryota; Viridiplantae; Streptophyta; Magnoliopsida; Dioscoreales; Dioscoreaceae. The record is from RefSeq and is a predicted model, not a curated record.